CUCCAGCGUUUACUGAAAUAAUGUGGACUGAAAUUAAAGGCAUUUGCCGCUGUACACGUGUGGCAGGAACAGCGCAAUCUGAAAAAUCAUCAAAAAUGCAGAGGCUGCGUGCGCCAAAUUCGAUAUCAGAAGGAAACGCGAGAGCUCUGAUGAGUUGUGGAACGCAAAAACCGGGAUCCGGCCUUGCACAUGGAGUGGUCGUGAACCCUGAUCGACUGGUCUCAGCGUUACUGAGUGAGCCGAGCGGAAGCCAGCGAUCACGUGAACCGCGUCAGCGAUGGAGCCGAGCCUGGCGCUUCGUGCCCUCUGCCUGGUUCUGAGCUUCGCCUGUAUUCUGUGCACCUUCCCUGGGCAUCACCCUGCGCUCGGCACCGCAGGACAAUUCUGGCACAUCACCGACUUGCAUUUGGAUCCGACCUAUCACUUGACAGAUGAUCCUACCAAAGUUUGCUUUUCAUCAAUGGGGCGUCCAGCAAAGCAUGCAGGACCUUAUGGAGACUAUUUGUGUGAUUCACCAUAUAAACUUAUCCAGUCUGCUUUUAAGUUUAUGAAAGAUGCUAAUGUUCAACCUUCUUUUGUGAUAUGGACUGGAGAUAGUCCCCCCCAUGUACGUGUUGCGGAGCUUUCUACAACGAUUGUGAUUGACAUUCUCCAUAAUAUGACGAUGACAAUCCAGGAGUAUUUCAAAGAUCUACAGGUUUUCCCUACGUUGGGAAAUCAUGACUAUUGGCCACAGGAUCAGCUUCCUGUUAACAUAAGUGAUGUUUAUAAUGCAGCAGCUGACAUGUGGAAACAGUGGUUGACACAAGAUGCACGUAGGACCUUGCGAAAAGGUGGGUUCUACACCCAAAUCUUUAAUUGUACUCUUACUCAGCAGACCCUCAGGAUAAUCAGCUUAAACACAAACUUGUACUAUAGCCCCAAUAAAGAGACUGUGGGAAUUCCAGACCCUGCAGGACAGUUUGUGUGGCUUGAAGAUACACUGAAGAAAGCUCAACAAAACAAAGAGAAGGUUUACCUCAUUGCACAUGUUCCUCCAGGCUACUUGCCAGACUCAAUGAGCAUCACUGCAAUGAGGGAGAAAGAUAAUGAAAGGCUGGUGCAAAUUUUUCGCAAAUACAGCAAGAUUAUUAUUGGGCAGUUUUUUGGUCAUACACACAGGGAUAGCAUAAUGGUCCUUCUGGAUAAUCAAGACAAUCCUAUCAACUCUCUAUUUGUUGCGCCAGCUGUAACUCCUCAAAGAAGAGCUUUGAAUGGUGUAACCAAUAACCCAGGAUUACGCUUGUACAAGUAUGAUACAAAUGAUUACACCUUAUUGGAUUUAUGGCAGUAUUACUUGAAUCUUACUGAAGCCAAUGAGGAGAAAAUGCCUGACUGGAAGUUGGAAUACAUCAUGACAGUAGCCUAUGGCAUAAAAGAUAUACAACCACAGUGUUUGUACAAUUUAACUAAUAUGUUCAUAGGUCCAUACAGUGAGAAGUUCCAAAUGUAUUAUAAUCAUUAUAUUGUCAGUUACAAUACCAGCAUAGAAUGUGUUGGCUUUUGUAAAGUGAAACAGAUAUGUGCUAUAAAACAUAUGGAUCAUGCUUCAUACACAAACUGCAUUUUAAGAGGGCUGAAGUAAGGCCCUGUCAAAGAAAAUAUAUUGAAUCCUGCAAUCUUCAUUCUUUCUCUUCCUCAAUUUGCAUUAAAAGCUCUUAACUUCCUUUAUUUCCUAGUAGGAUACUUCAUUUAAAUUAAUAUUCCUUACUUUUAUUCCUUUUUCUUGUAUGCUGGUGAUUCUGUUUUGCUUUUAUUUCUCCAUCAUCCUAUUUUUCUUAUUCCUAUUUCAUUGCAAAACAUUUUUUCCUGUUAGCAUCACAAGUUAUGCUUUCAGAGCUGCAGUGGGUAUAUCUCUAUUCUUAGAAUCAAAGGUCAUAAUGUCAUACAGUAUGGAAACAGAUCAUUUUUGACCGACCAUAUUAGUGCCAUAUCUAAGAGCUAUCCAAUUGAUCCUAACCUUUGAUUUUCCCUACAGUUCUGCAAGUUUUUCCACUUCAAAUGUUUAUUCAAAUUUGUUUAUUCCCAUUGAUUUGCUUCCACCACCCUCUAAGCAGUGCAUUACACAUAGGCAAAACUUUGUAGCAAAAUUAUGCUUUUUCAUAUUACCAAUUAUCUCAAAUCGUCAUCCUUUUGUUACUAAUCCUUCUUUACUUUAUUAAAAACCUUUCACCUCUUUAGAAUGCCUCUGUUAAAUCCCUCUCCUAUCUGCUCUGCUGAAAGGAGAUAACCCAUUUUUUUGUCACUGCACAUCACUGAAGCUGAUCAUGACUGGUACAAUUCUGGUGAAUUGCCUUUAUAUUCUCUCUCAAAAACUUUGAUAUUCAUCUGAAAGUAUAAUGCUAAGAAUUUGGAAUGGGCUUGUUGGUUGAUGAGUCCUGAUUUUCCGCCUUGAGACAGGAAAAAACUCAAACAAGGAAUUAAGAAGGAGAAAAGAGGCCAUGAAAUGUCAUUUGGAAAACAGGAUUAAGAAUUCCAAGAUGUUUUAUACAAGUAUAAGGAGAAAGAAGAUAGUUAGGCUAUAGGUAGGUCCACUCAAAGACAAAGAAAGGAAUUUAUGCGUGAAGCUGGAAGACAUGGGUAAGGACCUUAACAAAUACUUUGCAUCUAUAUUCACAAAGGAGAAGGACAUGGUAGAUGGUGAGUCUGUUGGUAUUCUGGGGCUUGUCAAUAUAAAAAGGUGAUGGUGGGUGUUUUAAAAAGCAUUAAGGUAUACAAGUCAAUAGGACCUGAUGGAAUGCAUCCCAGAAUGCUGAGGGACGCAAGUGAGAAAAUUGUUGGAGCCUAGUAUGAAAUCUUUGUAUCAUCUUUAGUUACAGGAGAGAUACUAGAGAACCGGAGAAUAGCUAAUGUUGUUCCUUUACCUAAGAAGGGCAACAGUGAUAUUCCAAGAAAUUACAGGCUGAUGAACCUUACAUCUGUCAUAGGGAAAUUAUUGGAGAAGAUUCUUAGGAUUUACUCACAUUUGGGGAAAGAAAAUGAACUCAUUAGCUAUAAGCGGCAUGGCAUUUUGUGGGAAAAGUCAUGUUUCACAAACAUGAUUGAGUUUUUUGAGGAAGUGACAAAAAUGAGGGUAGGAGGCAUACACUGUGUCUAUGGACUUCAGCCAGGCCUUUGACAAAGCCCGUCAUUGCAAGCUAAAACAAAAUGUGAAGCCACACGGAAACUGCGGUUUGCUUGUUAGUCAUAGAAGACAAAGCAUAACAGUGCUUUUAUGACUGGAGACAGGUGACCAGUGGUGAGAUCAGUGCUGAGAAACCUGUUGUGCGUAAAAUAUAUAAAUGAUUUAGAGGAGAACUUUGGUGGCCUCCUUGGUAAGUUUGCAGAUGACACAAAGAUUGGGGGAGCUGCUGAUAGUGAGAAGGAUUGCCAAAGCAUAGAGCGAGAUAUAGAUAGGCUGGAGAGUUGGGCAGAGAAAAAGAGGACAGAGUUUAAUCCAGACAAUUAUGAGGGGAUGUAUUUUGGAAGAUUUAAUUGCAGAAUGAAAUAUACAGCAAAUGGCAGAAGUCUUAGUACCAUCAACAUAGAGGGAUCCAGACGUGCAGGUCCCCACUUCCCUGAGAGUGACAACACAAGUGGAUAAAGAUGGUCAAGAAGGCAUAUGGUAUGCUUGCCUUCAUUGGUCAUGGCAUAUAAUGUGAAAAUUGGCAAGUCAUGUUGCAAUUGUAUAGAACUUUAGUUAGGCCACAUUUGGAAUAUUCUGGUUGCCACACUACCUGAAGGAUGUGGAGGCUUUGGAGAGGGUACAGAAACAGUUUGCCAGGAUAUUGCCUGGUUUGGAGGGUAUUAUCCAUGAGAAGAGAUUGGAAAAACUUGGUUUAUUUUCACUUGAACAGCAAAAGAUGAGGGAUGAACUGAUAGAAGUUUACAAAAAUGAAAGGCAGCAUUAGAAUGGAUAGUCAAGGUAUCCCAGGGUUUUUCCCAGGGUAGAAAUGUCAAUUACUAGGGGACAUAGGUUCAGGAUAAGAGGGGCUAAGUUUAAAGGAGAUGUGAGAGGCAAGUCUUUUUUGCAUAGAGUGGCAAGUGACAGAAAGAGGAGGUGGUGGAGGGAGAUAAGAUAACAACAACUAAGAGGCAUUUUGACAGAUAAAUGAAUAGACAGGGAAUAGGGUGAUAGGGACAAUGUAGAGACAAAAGUGUUUUAGUUUAGAAAGGCAUCAGUCUGGGCGCAGGGGUAGGGUGGAGGUGGGGGCCAUAUUGACUGUUCCUGUGCUGUAUUGUUUGUCAUUACUCUAGCUUGUACCUCACUACUGCUUUAGAGAGUUUAGUAUAACUUGCUUGUUUUUAUACCUUAUAAUACCUUAUGUUUGUCAUGAUUGGCUUUGAAGGCAUCUAAUGAGACAACACAAAGAGCUCCCUUUGCUGGGCUGUCAUGAACAGCAAGUUUCUUAGAUUAUUUUUCUUCCUACUGUUCAGGAUACAGAUCAGCAUUAUUGAUCUGUGGAAGAGGACAGCUAAUUAUAUUAUUCAGUCCUUAAACUCCUGUGAAGAAGUAUGCUUGAUAUUUCUUAAGCCUUCUGAAAUGCUUCAUGGGAUAAUCUAGUAUUUGAUAUCUAUUUGUUCUCCCAGGGCUUAUCGCCUAUUACUGAAUGCUUCAAAGUUAGUGGGUGGAAAGUCAUGCGGAUGGACACAGAUAUUUGUUCAGUUGAGCCUUUGCCUGAAUGCAUUGCCUCAGAAUAGAAAUUAUUGCAGCUGUAUAUUGUUUGAGAUAGAACAUAGUUUACAUUCAGUUUAGACAUGGCUGAGGAAAUAGCAGAGGCCUUGGUUGUGAUCUUUCAAAAGUCACUGGAGUCAGGGCAAGUCCCAGAUGAUUAGAAAGUUGCUGUUGUAACCCCCUUGUUUAAGAAAGGAUCAAUGCAAAAGAUGGAAAAUUAUAGGCCGAUUAGCCUGACCUCGGUUGUUGGUAAAAUUCUAGAAUCCGUUGUCAAGGAUGAGAUUUCUAAAUUCCUGGAAGUGCAGGGUCAGAUUAGAACAAGUCAGCAUGGAUUUAGUAAGGGGAGGUCGGGCCUGACAAACCCGUUAGAAUUCUUUGAAGAGGUAACAAGUAUGUUAGACCAGGGAAGCCCAGUAGAUGUUAUCUAUCUAGACUUCCAAAAGGCCUUUGAUACGGUGCCUCACGGGAGGUUGCUGAGCAAGCCCAUGGUUUUCGAGGCGAGCUACUGGCUUGGAUUGAGGAUUGGCUGUCUGAUAGAAGGCAGAGAGUUAGGAUAAAAGGCUCUUUUUCGGAAUGGCAACCGGUGAUGAGUGGUGUCCCGCAGGGUUCAGUGUUGGGGCCGCAGCUGUUCACUUUAUAUAUUAAUGAUGUGGAUGAAGGGACUGGGGGCAUUCUGGUGAAGUUUGCCAAUGAUACAAAGGUAGGUGGAUAGGCAGGUAGUACUGAGGAGGUGGGGAAGCUGCAGAAAGAUUUAGACAGUUUAGGAGAGUGGUCCAGGAAAUGGCUGAUGAAAUUCAAUGUGAGUAAAUGUGAGGUUUUGCACUUUGGAACAAAGAAUACAGGCAUGGACUAUUUUCUAAAUGGUGAGAAAAUUCGCAAAGCAGAAGUACAAAGGGAUCUGGGAACGUUGGUCCAGGAUUCUCUAAAGGUUAACUUGCAGGUAGAGUCCGUGAUUAAGAAAGCAAAUGUAAUAUUGUCGUUUAUCUCGAGGGUUGGAAUAUAAAAGCAGCGAUGUGCUUCUGAGGCUUUAUAAAAAGCUCCAGUUAGGCCCCAUUUAGAAUAGUGUCCAAUUUUGGGUCCCACACCUCAGGAAGGACAUACUAGCCCUGCAGCGUGUCCAGCAGAGAUUCACACGGAUGAUUCCUGGAAUGGUAGGUUUAACGUACGAUGAGUGGCUGAGGAUCCUGGGAUUGUACUCAUUAGAGUUUAGAAGGUUGAGGGGAGAUCUAAUAGAAACUUACAAGAUAAUGUAUGGCUUAGAAAGGGUGGAUGCUGGGAGGUUGUUUCCGUUAGGCGGGGAGACUAGGACCCGUGGGCACAGCCUUAGAAUUAGAGGGGGUAAAUUUAUAACGAAAAUGAGAUGACAUUUCUUCAGCCAGAGAGUGGUGGGCUUGUGGAAUUCAUUGCUACGGAUUGCAGUGGAGGCCGGGACAUUAGAUGCCUUCAAGGCAGAGAUCGACAAAUUCUUGAUGUCACAAGGAAUCAAAGGCUACGGGGAGAGUGCAGGGAGUGGAGUUGAAAUGCCCAUCAGGCAUGAUUUAAAUGGUGGAGUGGACUUGAUGGGCCGAAUGGCCUUACUUCCACUCCUAUGUCUUAUGGUCUUACAUCUGUGUGUAAUGUUCUGCUAGUAUUCUUCUCUUCUUUGUAAUAUCCCUGAGAACAUUGCCUGCUCCAAAGCUGACACCCACUGUGUCUCCAACUAGGAACAUGGGUCCCUGUUCCACCACUGCAUCCUGUGCGCUUUGUUUUAAUUUUCUGUGCCACACUCGGUGACAAUUCAUCAUUCAUACUUCAGAUUUACCUGAAGUAUCCUUUCAGAUUACUGAGUGAGCAGGACAAUACCAAAUGAUGGAGUAUUUUUCUCUGAUGUUUGCUCUUGCAGAUGUAAUGGCUUAAUCCUUUGCCAUUUAGCAGUUUUUCGCAUCUUGUUUGAUUUGUAGCAUUUAAAUUAAAGAAUCAUAUUUAAA
Messenger RNA from Stegostoma tigrinum, 6660 nucleotides. RefSeq names its product sphingomyelin phosphodiesterase acid like 3A (gene smpdl3a). Gene Ontology annotation, molecular function: sphingomyelin phosphodiesterase activity. NCBI's taxonomy places the organism in Eukaryota, Metazoa, Chordata, Chondrichthyes, Orectolobiformes, Stegostomatidae. The record is from RefSeq and is a predicted model, not a curated record. The transcript has 8 exons. Gene Ontology annotation, biological process: sphingomyelin catabolic process. The coding region runs from base 278 to 1624 and encodes 448 amino acids.